GCCGCCCCCCGCCGCCCCGUGGGCCGCCCCCGGCCCCCCGGCCGCCCCCGCCAUGUGGGAGCUCCGGUCGGUCGCCUUCUCCCGCGCGGUCCUGGCCGAGUUCCUGGCCACCCUCCUCUUCGUCUUCUUCGGGCUGGGUUCGGCCCUGGACUGGCCGUUGGCCCUGCCCAGCGUGCCGCAGAUCGCGCUGGCCUUCGGGCUGGCCAUCGGCACGCUGGUGCAGGCCCUGGGCCACGUGAGCGGCGCCCACAUCAACCCGGCCGUGACCGUGGCCUGCCUGGUGGGCUGCCGCGUCUCCGUCCUGCGAGCCGCCUGCUACGUGGCCGCCCAGCUGCUGGGGGCCGUGGCCGGAGCCGCCCUGCUCCACCAGCUCACCCCGCCGGACAUCCGUGGAAACCUGGCCAUCAACAAGCUGAGCAAUAACACGACGUCGGGACAGGCGGUCACAGUGGAGCUGUUCCUGACGCUGCAACUCGUCCUCUGCGUCUUCGCCUCCACCGACGAGCAGCGCGGCGACACCUUGGGCUCCCCCGCCCUCUCCAUCGGCUUCUCCGUGGUCCUCGGCCACUUGUUGGGGAUCCACUACACCGGCUGUUCCAUGAACCCUGCCCGCUCCCUGGCGCCGGCUGUCAUCGUGGGCAAGUUUGACGAUCACUGGGUCUUCUGGAUCGGGCCGCUGGUGGGGGCCAUCCUGGGCUCCCUCAUCUACAACUACCUCCUGUUCCCGCACGCCCUGAGCCUGUCCGAGCGCCUGGCCACGCUCAAGGGGUUGGAGCCGGACGUGGACUGGGAGGAGAGGGAGGCCCGGAGACGCCAGUCGGUGGAGCUCCACUCGCCCCAGACCCUGCCUCGGGGGAACAAAGUCUGAUGAUCUACCCCCCCGAAACACCCCCUGGUACCCCACGAGGAGCCCCUGGGAGGCUCAGAGAUCACCUUCCCCCUGCUUCUCCCUCUCCUUUUCCCGGUCCCCCAUGUCCAAAAUGUCGGCCCCCUUUUACAGGAUAAACUUGCUGCUUCCCGGCAAGCCGCUCAAGAGGGGGAAGAGAGUGGGAGUGCAGAAAUGCCCCUCUUACUAAGAGACCACCCUGGAAGCCUGGCUCUGACUCUGAGAAUGCCCACCGCCGGGAGGGGCAGGAGAGAGGGGCAGGGGCAGGGAGGGGAAGGGAGGUGGGCGCCCGGUUGUGGCCGGAGUCUAGGGGGAUCCGGCUCCUUUGUGGAGCGGCGGCCGAUGGGCCGAGGCCUUCGGGGACCCGGUGACAAGAGCGAGGGGUAGGGUCUGCCGAGGGCUGGGGGUCUGAGGGAAGGAAGGGGGGCUGCCGGGUUGGGUGGGACUGCCUACGUGUGUGUGUGUGUCUGCUGUGAGUGUGUGUAUUGUGUGUGUGAGUUGGUGAGACGAGGCUUCAGGGCCCCCCAUCUGCCUUCCCCCCACCCCAUAAUUCCUGCAGCCCCUCCUUGUCCCCUCCGGAGCCCCGCUCCCCCAAUAAAACGGCCCUGGACAAUCAUA
This is a messenger RNA of Ornithorhynchus anatinus (platypus), 1504 nucleotides long. RefSeq names its product aquaporin 2 (gene AQP2). The record is from RefSeq and is a predicted model, not a curated record. Bases 53 to 868 code for a protein of 271 amino acids. NCBI's taxonomy places the organism in Eukaryota, Metazoa, Chordata, Mammalia, Monotremata, Ornithorhynchidae. Gene Ontology annotation, molecular function: water channel activity. Gene Ontology annotation, cellular component: apical plasma membrane; plasma membrane. The transcript has 4 exons. Gene Ontology annotation, biological process: transmembrane transport.